GCUGCAGAGCUGUCACCUACACGUGGUCAGAGACAGACCAAGGCACGUCCUCUACCUACAGUGUUGUCCUCUAUACUAUUUUAUCGAAUUGUUGGAUUGUGAGCUAGUCCUUCAUAAAGCAAACAUGGACCGGUCUGCGUAGUCGCGUCCGAGCAGAAUGCCUACCCCGUGAAUUAAGCCCGUUAACAUCUUAAUAGUAUCCAACGCCUGACUAGCCAUGGAAGACCUCGAUGACUUUGCGGACCUCAAAGAGAACCGCUUCGCACAUCUUCUCAAGCCUAUUCGCGACUUGCAGGAGAAUUUCAGUAUUGACUUAGCCGGAGAGCUUGAAGAGUACCUUGAACUGCUUGAACAUGCUGAAUUCUCUUUCGAGGGAGACCGCCAGGGCAUGGUGGACUUCGCUCAGGCGGCCCUUGUCAUUCAGGGAAGCACGUGCGUUUACUCCAAGAAGGUUGAAUACCUUUAUAACCUGGUGUACCAGGCCCUCGAAGCUGUGAAAGGAAGGAAGCGUCAGCAAGUAUUGGGACCGGAUGGUCAGCCCAUCGAUGGCGACGCUGUCCCGCAGCAGGCUGGCGCACGAGGCCGUGUAGCCCGGGCCGCUGAAGAGGAUGAGGACGAAGGACUGGAGCGCUUUUGGGACGUAGAGCCACUUCUUAAACAGUCCGCGGAUAUCGACCUGGCGCCAGGCGACGGUCUCCUGGCGAACACCGGCAACAACACACGGCCACCUGCAGCCCUGCUCGCGCUAGAGGACCAGGGGCAAAGUGCAGCUAGCAGCGCAGAGGCGAAGGGCGACGGAGAUUCGGGCGUCUACCGACUGCAACAGUGUGUGGUCCAUUGCUCCGGCACCCUGCUCCUUGACGCGAGAGAUGGCGACUUCUACGACUCUCAGCUGAGGUUCAUUGGUCCGCAGCCCCGACACGACAACACGUUGGAGAUGAUGAUAAAUGACCAUCAGUUGGGCCAACCUGUGCAGCUGAUGCCCAUGCCCAUGGCACCGGCGAAAGCUGCCGACGCCGCACCGGGCCCCGCACAGCAGGAUGCCGGCGACCCCAACGCCGCCCAUGCAGGCGCAGCCAUGGACAUGGACCCAGCGCAAGCACAGGACUACUACGACGAUGACGGCGGCGGCGGCGCAGGUGGAGGCGACUGGCCCAGUGACGACGAGUUUGCGGAGGCUGCAGGACCCGACAAGGCUGGCGCGAAGGACUUGAUGAACAUAGACGGGGUGUCAGUUGGCGGCGACGGCAGCGCAAGAACGGUGCCGAUGGCAGCGGGCCAACCACACCAGCCGCAGGCGGCCAACUCGGGCGCCGCGGCGCCGAGCGUUGGAAACAACGAGGCGGACGCGGAGGGAGAAGAGGAGGUCUUCGAUCCGUACAAGCCUUUGGACCCCGCCGCAAAGAGCCGCCUCCCCGACAAGCCCCUUGUGGUCCGUAGGCCUCGUAAGUCACGCCGGAAUCCCACCAAGACAGCGCGGGCGCGCGAGGCGGGGCCUUCCGGUGCCAGCGGCCUGCUGCUGCCUGAGUUUAGCUACUGCUUGGCGUUCCUGCGGCCCGCCUCCCGAACGGUUGAGGAUCCCCAUGCGCAGAUGCGCGGGGCGGCCACCACCGGCCUCAAAGCCCGACCGGAGCGUGUUGCCCUGGCGAGGGGAGGCAUUGCAGCGCCCAUCUUUGAUGCCCGUGAUGCAGCGGCGGCAGUCGCAGCCGACGAGGCAGCAGACGCGGAUCCCGCACAGGCCGACCAAGAGGACAUGCCACCUGCGGCUCAGCCCUACGGCUUUGAUGAUGAUGACAAUUACGGCGGCGGCGGCGCAUCAGACGUGGACGAUGACGUGGAUCCGCUCGCUCCCGGGGGCGGUUUCGGGGCCGCCGCCGCAUGGCACCAACCCGACGGCGCCGAGGCGGACGAUGCGGAUACGGCUGCCAGGACGCGGGACGGAGUUUGGCCGGGAGGUGUACCGCCCAUGGGUCAGUUGGGCGGUCCCGACGGGGCCAUGGCCGUGGACGGUGUGGAAACCAGCUAUGAGGAGCUCUGCAGGGCCCACAUGGAGUCGAUGCUCAUGGCUGCUGCAGCACGGGAGGUGCAGAGCGACCUCGCACGGCGUGUCAGCAGCUGGCGCCAGCGCAUUGACCCGGUGCUGCAGGCGGAGGAGUCCAGACCCGCCUUCGACAUCCAAGACUAUGGGGAGCGCAUCCUGGGGCGCCUGGCGGAACUCAAGAUUUCGGACAAGGAGCAGCAGCAGGGAGCUGUUGUGGCUGCGGAGCAGCGGGCGCCUGUCAACUUUGGGGUGGUGGCCCGGGAACUGCAGAAGUUCGAGGUGUCGCGCAUGUUCUCCGCGAUGCUGCAACUCAUCAACAACAGGAACGUCGCACUGUUCAUGAACGAUACCGCCAACGUUCCGCCUGGGGAGGUGCCCGACGAGCCCUUCAAGCUGCGGCUCCUGAGCACCGACAUGUACCACAAGACCAUGGGCGAGCGGCUGGCAGUGCACAACCACCACCAGGCUGGCGGGGCGGCUGGCGCAGGGGAGGACGGAGGCGACGACGAGGACGUGGAGAACCGCGCGACGCAACGCGGCCGGGCCAAGCAGGGCAGUGGCGGCCGUGGCAAGGCGGUGGGCGGCGGAGCCAAGCGCGCCAAGAAGGCCCAUGCGGCGCCGCUGGCAGAUGCGAAUGCAGACGAUUGACAGGGCGACAUGCUAGGCGGGGUGGAAGAUGAGGG
Molecule: messenger RNA, 2724 nt
Organism: Astrephomene gubernaculifera
Lineage: Eukaryota; Viridiplantae; Chlorophyta; Chlorophyceae; Chlamydomonadales; Astrephomenaceae
Source: the annotation of a GenBank genome assembly